CAAAGCAGACCAACCUAACUCCCUCAAGUAUUUCUCAUCCAUACCUCCUCUGUUUGUGUGCGCAUCUGUGCUUCUCUCGCCAGAGAGAUAGCGAAGUACAGAGAGAGCCCAGUAUGUCAGGGAUCAAGUGCACGUCCAAGAACAGCAGCAGCAGCAGCUCGAGGAAGAAGCUGUUGGGAUUCCACGUGUCUGAGGAAGAGAAGACCCGGCUCAGGUCGGAGUCGUAUUCGUCAUCGACAAGCACCAUGGCCACAGCCCCCGCGUACGGUGGCGGCGACGGCUAUGGCGCAGACGUGCGGAAGUACCAGUGCCAGUACUGCCGCCGCGAGUUCGCCAACUCGCAGGCCUUGGGCGGCCACCAGAACGCGCACAAGAAGGAGCGGCAACAGCUGAAUCGCGCCCACAUGCACCACCACGGAGGCGGCUUCUGGGCGCCUACCGGCCAGAUGUGCCCGGCGAACCCCAUGGUGUCCGCCAUCGCGCCGCAGCCCCAUCUCCUCCCGGUCCCCGCCGGGUGGGUGUGCAUCUCACGGCCGCCGCCCUUCCACGUGUCGCAUGCAUGCGCCGUUCCCUCUUCGUCCGUCCCUCCGAUUGUUCCUCCUGCUGUCCCGUACUCCACCGCCGGUGGCGGCGCGCGGUUGUUGGAGCAGGACGCAGGCUUGUUCACGAGGUUCUCUGCGACAGUUCCCGUCACGAAGCGCAAGGACUCGUCGGACUCGGGCGAGUCGUCCGGGUUGGACCUCCAGCUCAGGCUAGCUCCCACCGGGUCGUGACUCAACCCAGCUAUUACCAUGCAUGACUCGGAUCUCAUAGUAUGAGGACGUCCAGCUAUCUAUCUAUCUUUCAGCUUAUAUUUUCCUUCUCUUUUGUUGUGUUUGAUAUCAGCAUCAAUUUCCUUAGAUACAUAUGGUUUACGUUGAUGACAUAGUAGCAUCAUUAUGUGAUAGAAUAAAGAAGCAGGAUUAUUCUUUCCUGCUACAAUGCAUCGGGCUACUGUGCUUUAUGCUUCGAGACUUGCUAGGAGGACUAUAGUUCCAAAGUUUGAUUGGGGUUGUCAUUUCACA
Musa acuminata subsp. malaccensis (wild Malaysian banana) is the source of this 1064-nucleotide messenger RNA. RefSeq names its product zinc finger protein GIS3. NCBI's taxonomy places the organism in Eukaryota, Viridiplantae, Streptophyta, Magnoliopsida, Zingiberales, Musaceae. The record is from RefSeq and is a predicted model, not a curated record. Gene Ontology annotation, molecular function: DNA-binding transcription factor activity; transcription cis-regulatory region binding. Gene Ontology annotation, biological process: cytokinin-activated signaling pathway; gibberellic acid mediated signaling pathway; trichome differentiation. Gene Ontology annotation, cellular component: nucleus.